AGUGUGAGUCGGGUGUGUGUGAGGCAGCAUGAGGGACAUAGUGAGUGUGAGGGCCCAGGGGCUGCGGGCCAGGAAGCCCGUGAGGAGGGGGGACGUCAUCCUCACCUCUCGACCCUUCUGCACCCUGCUAGACUCCUCCCUCGCCGGCUCCUACUGCGAGUACUGCUUUGGCUCUUCCAGGAAGGACAGGACGUUGAGGCGCUGUAAGACGUGUGGACGGUCGUGGUUCUGUAGUGAACUGUGUCGGGAGCUCGCCCAGCCCUUACACCAGAGGGAGUGUGGGGUCUUCUCCCGCAGGCCGGACUUCCACCCGAAGAACAUGUCUAGGUUCCUCGCAAGGCUCAUCUGGAAGCUUAAGGAUGGAGGGGAGGAAAUUGCAGAGAAAAUUGAUGAGAAAAGGAGUCGCCGGUUUAAGGAUCUUGAGAGCCACAAGAAAGAGUUAAUGACGAGCAAGGAACAUCUCACCAGCCUGGAGGACCUCCUUCCGGACCUCCGCGCCCUCUUGGAAGGAGCUCCCCUUCCCUCUCGCCAACACCUCCUCACCAUCUACGGCAAGGUGUUGGUGAACAGCUUCUGCCUGCUGGACGACCGGCUGACGCCCAUAGGGACGAGCCUGUACCUGGCAGCCUCCAUCUUCGACCACUCCUGCAGCGCCACCGCCUUCGUGUCCUUCCUCGGGAACAAACUGGUCGUCCGCUCACUCGUCGACUGGCCUGACCUCGACUGGACCCGGGUGAGGAUCAGCUACCUGGACGCCAUGAACACGCGGGAAUACCGACAGAGCUACCUCCAGAGUCACUACUUCUUCACCUGCGACUGUCGCCUGUGUAGGGACGACCUUCACCAUUACUCUAUGUCUACCGUGCCCUGUGGGUCUUCCAGCUGUGAGGCUCCUGUCUACCUGGAUGAGACGGCGGACGGGGGCGUGGGACAGUGUGAUGUGUGUGGCUACAGUGACUUCCGUGAUGACCUUCGACAGGAGUACCGCACCGUCGCCGCCUUCACCAGGAAAUGUCUUCAAGACCUCAAUGAGGAGCACCCAGACCUGGAGAUGUGGCGGGAGGUGGUGGCGACGCAGGAGAACGUGUUUCACCCGCUCAAUGUUCUUCGUGCUAAGGCCCUCGACGCCCUCUUGACAGCCACUGUCAACCUGAGAGGCUGGCACUCCGCCUGGGGCCUGGCCAAGCUCAACCAUAGUGCCAUCAGACACUACUACGGGGCCAAGCAUCCUACCUACGGCCUCUUCCUCCUGAAGCUAGCCAAGAUCGAACUCUACAACAUGGACAGUGCUGCGGCUCUCGAGCACCUGGAGGAGGCCGAGGAGAUCCUGGAGGCCGGCCUGGGCUCCAAUCACCCGCUGGUGUACACAGACCUCAUGUGGCUGAUGGUCCAGGCCAGCGAGGAGACCAGAGUCCAGAUACAGAGGUCCCUUAUAUACGGAGAUCUGUGCCCCACAACUAAUCGUGCUAGGAGCUGAGGGCCGCCC
Molecule: messenger RNA, 1486 nt
Organism: Procambarus clarkii (red swamp crayfish)
Lineage: Eukaryota; Metazoa; Arthropoda; Malacostraca; Decapoda; Cambaridae
Product: histone-lysine N-methyltransferase SMYD3
Cellular component (GO): nucleus
Molecular function (GO): protein binding
Source: RefSeq, a predicted model, not a curated record